Boleophthalmus pectinirostris (great blue-spotted mudskipper) is the source of this 2799-nucleotide messenger RNA. It is a transcript of the gene mief2, whose product is annotated as mitochondrial elongation factor 2. The transcript is spliced from 8 exons. Lineage: Eukaryota; Metazoa; Chordata; Actinopteri; Gobiiformes; Gobiidae. The coding region runs from base 174 to 1580 and encodes 468 amino acids. The record is from RefSeq and is a predicted model, not a curated record. Gene Ontology annotation, biological process: mitochondrion organization; positive regulation of mitochondrial fission. Gene Ontology annotation, cellular component: mitochondrial outer membrane.
UAGAAGCCGAGCAGCUGUUAGCUUGCGCCUACGUCAGACACCACAACAAUGGACUUUUGCUACUUUUUACGUGUUUUCUGAAGAUCUAUUUGUCUGGCUUCGAAUUAACGCUGAUGAUUUACGAUUAUACGGCGUUAUACUUUCAUUUUUGUGGGUAAGCGCAGAGGGAGGCGAUGGACUUCCAGAGCACGCGGCGCAGAGGGGAGGAUGGGAUCGCCGUGGUCAUAAACUUUCUGCUCUCCAACGCUCGGCUGGUCCUGGGCGUUGGAGGGGCGGCCAUCUUGGGGAUCGCCACACUGGCAGUAAAACGGCUAAUCGAGCGUGCGGGCCGGGCUGCCGAGGAGGAGAAGGUGGAGCAGAAGAUGGCUGAGAGCUGGGAGGAGAUCAGCCGAGUGUCUGCCUCUCCCACUCUGCUUAGAAGAGGCUUAGAGGGCGUGGUGCUCCAGGAGGUCUCCACGGCAACCAAACAACAGAAAGCGGACUUGUGCCAGCAGUCUCUAAUCUCCAGCCUGGAGGGACAGGAAGGAGCCGAACCCAAGUCCAAGAGGCUGCAGCUGUGUGUGCUCACUCUGCAGGAGCGCCUGCAGCAGUUCUACCGCAGCCGGGCCGCUCUCAGCCCACAGGAGGUGCAGAGAGCAGAAGCUCUGGCUCUGGACAUCUGCACUGAGAUCCAGGGCUUCCUCCACAGCAGACACCCGGACAUGCCCCUUGGAGAGAUGAACCUGGGUGGGUCACUCCUGGAUGACCUGCAGGUGGUGAGUGCAGACCACGCCUGUCUCCUGGUGCCUCUCCAGUUAGAGUCGUCCCUGUGGCGUCUGGUUCCUGGGGAGGAGACCCUGCUCACACACCCUCUGCACUGGAUGGUCCGGAGGGUUAACCUGGAGUAUUUCCCCAGAGGACGGAGCUACUGGGACAGGCAUCUGGUGGGUGGUUACCUGUCUUCAGAGGCCGUGGUGAGCAUGUUCAGUAAGUCUGUGAUGGAGACGAUGAACUGGCCCACCAUCAGCAGCACCAUGGACUGUGUGGUCAGACCUGUGCUGGGAGGACCCGAUUUCAGGCUGGGGAUUCAGGUUUCAAGUGCCACAGGAGGCGAUGCCAACAUGGACUCAAGCCUCAUCAUCACCAUGCUGCCGGUGCUGAGGGAGGGCGACGUGGCCCUGACUGCCCAGCCGGAGCUCACCUCUCCUUGGGGUAACGCCUGGCACCUGUCCCUGUACCCGUGGGAGACUCAGAGGCUGGCCCAGCUCGACACGGCGGACGAUGGCUGUCGCAGACUCUUACUCAAAAUCCUCAAGUCUAUAUGCAGACUAAACCCCGCCCUUCGCCCCCUCGAGGCCGCCCCAUUGGCCAAUCUCAUCCUCCACCUCAGCGACAGUGAGAGCGAUUGGGCAGAAAGCAGUCUGGAGGCGCGGUUUCAGCAGUGUAUCACCGAGCUGAUUGGCUACCUGGAGCAAGGGGCAUUACACAGUUAUUUCAAACCAGCGGUCAAUCUGUUAAAUGGGCUGUCGGAGGAUCAGGUGGACCAGAUGGGCUUUAUGCUCUACUGUGCCGUGUCAGAGCCCGAGAUUCUGCUCAUGUAAUUUAGAUGGAGUCAUUUGUCAUUUAGGGCUGCACAAUAUUAUCAACACUAAAGUCGAAUAAAUGUCAAAACUCAAACCAUUAAAUUUUUUCAUUUUGCUAAUUUAUAGAAAUUCAGAUCAGAGUUAAUUAUAUGUGGGAAUGUGGGGCAGUUUUAUUGUUUUAUUUUAUUUUUUAUUGGUUAUAAACAUUUAAACUAUGGUUUUAAUAAUAUAUUAAAUCAUAAAUGUCAGCAUAUUCUCUUAUAUAUUCUAAGAGGUGUGACGCAGGUUGCCUCUUACCCCUGACCUCUUCUUCAUCACUGCAACGAUAUUGAGACAAAUAUAAUGUUUUUUUUUUUUUUUUUGGGGGGGGGGUUUCCCAAUAACAAUAGAACAAUUUCAUGUCAGUGCAUCAGAAGUGUACUGAAACAUAAAUCUUUUAAAUUCAUAAAUUGCUGUUUAAGUAUCAGACAUUUUCAUUUUGAAUCAUGUUUUAUAAUUGUAACACUAUACUUGAUAUUAAAUGUAAGAUAUCUUCAAAACAACAUAUUCAGUAUGAUCAGUUUUGCACCAGUGUUGAUUAAUACGAUUGGGAAAAGGUAUUAUAUACACGAAUGGUGCUUACAUAAUUUGACUAUAGGAAACCAAAUUGGGAGAGUUCAGAAAUCUGAGUAAGCCACUUAACGUAAGGCUAUUAUGUAUCAGUGAAUUAGUGGUCCAGACUUUUUCAUUGUUUUCUGCUCCUUUCUGGUAUAAUUAAUUUGACAGUAUUGUGCAGUCCUACUUCAGUGUCCUCUUUGCCUGGUCUAACAGUAUUUUCUGCUGCUUGCUGCUCCCUUCUUUCAGUGAAAGAAACCGAAGUCUUUACUCUACAGUGAAGACAAAAAGCUAUUUUCUCAGUAAAUCCAGUUUGCCAAAAUCAAUGGACUUUUCAAGACCUCAUUCAACUUUGCGUCAGAAGUUGUGAAUUUCAUACGUUUUAGUAUCUGGAACCAUAGUGCUAAAGAUGAUCAUUGCUUCUGAAGAUAAUGUAACUAUGCCUUAUUUUUAAGCUUUGCACUACUCAUACUUGGUUCUCUCAUUUCUUUAUGUGCAAAGAACUAUAUAUUUUUUUUUAUUUAGAUUUUUGUUUAACCUCCACCUAGUAUUUUUGCUUUUUAAAAUUUGUCUUGUGAAAGUAGAAGUUUUGCAGAGAACAUUUUUGAUUUGAACGGGAAAUUGCAAUAAACUUUAAAUACUG